AUGUACCUCAAGAUUGUACAGGCAGUUGCGGACCAUGACCCGUGGUUUCAACAGAGGAGGAAUGCUGCUGGAGAGCUCGGCCUGUCGGCAUUGCAACAAGUCACUGCGGCGUUUCGUAUGCUCGCGUACGAUACUCCUGCCGAUUCUCUCGAUGAGUGCCUCCGCCUAGGGGAGUCCACUAUCAUUGAGAGUAUGAGGCGGUUUGUACGAGCCGUGGUCGGGGUAUUCGGGGACGAGUACCUCCGUGCUCCAAACGAGGAGGACACGGCGCGCUUGAUUACUAUGAACGAGCGAAGAGGGUUCCCCGGGAUGCUCGGAAGCAUCGACUGUAUGCAUUGGAGGUGGAAGAACUGUCCGACAGCGUGGUCUGGUUCCUUCACGGGCCACGUGAACUUGCCGACGAUCAUUCUAGAGGCAGUGGCGUCACAGGACCUGUGGAUUUGGCAUGCUUUCUUCGGCAUGCCAGGAUCGCUAAACGACAUCAACGUUCUUCACCGCUCCCAUCUCCUCAACAAUCUUGCCGCUGGCGUGGCCCCCCAGGUCCAAUACUCCAUUAACGGACAUGCCUACACCAUGGGGUACUACCUUGCAGAUGGUAUCUAUCCGGAAUGGGCCACCUUCGUGAAGCCUAUUCCUUGUCCAGUUGGGAGGAAGCGGCAGCACUUCGUCGUUCAGCAGGCGGCGUUACGGAAGGAUGUCGAACGGGCCUUCGGGGUCCUGCAAGCCAGGUUUCCCAUAGUGAGGGGGGCUACGAGGAUAUGGGAUGAGGAAACACUGCACAACAUCAUGACCGCCUGCAUUAUCAUGCACAACAUGAUAAUCGAAGAUGAGAGACCCGAUGGGGACGUCGAACACGUGUACGACGGUGCUGGUGUUCCUGUUGAGCCAUCACGCAACCUAACACCCACACUAGAAGCAUUUGCACACCGGUAUGGGAUGAUAACUAGCAGGCAUGGGCAUCACCAACUCCAUGACGAUCUUGUCGAGCACCUAUGGCAGUUCCACGGAGUGGAGUAG
This is a messenger RNA of Phragmites australis (common reed), 1017 nucleotides long. RefSeq lists its product as uncharacterized. The coding region runs from base 1 to 1017 and encodes 338 amino acids. The record is from RefSeq and is a predicted model, not a curated record. The transcript has a single exon. Lineage: Eukaryota; Viridiplantae; Streptophyta; Magnoliopsida; Poales; Poaceae.